Messenger RNA from Linepithema humile (Argentine ant), 5345 nucleotides. Its product is annotated as NACHT and WD repeat domain-containing protein 2. Lineage: Eukaryota; Metazoa; Arthropoda; Insecta; Hymenoptera; Formicidae. The record is from RefSeq and is a predicted model, not a curated record. Gene Ontology annotation, molecular function: protein binding.
GAUAAGAUGUGAUCUUGAUUAAUUGAAAUUUUCAACUCAAAUCCAGUAAAUUCAGUGAGCAAGGCGCGUUAAAAAAUAAAAAAUGGACGAAACAACGAUCGACUCGAUCUUUUCAGGAUCUUUGAAAUCCUUACCGCCUGUCAGUUCAAAAAUCGUACGAAUAUUCACAAGUUCGACCUUUACUGACACAACAAUGGAAAGAAAUACUUUGAUGGCUCAAUGUUACCCCAAGCUCAAAGAUUACUGUAGAGAAAAACACGGUUUGGAGUUUCAGGUGGUGGACAUGAGAUGGGGCGUACGUGAUGAAGCCACCGAUGAUCACAUGACUACAGAGCUCUGCAUGAGAGAAAUAGAAAAUUGUCAGAGAUUGUCCAUGGGACCUAAUUUUGUUGUAUUUCUUGGACAAAAAUAUGGAUACCGUCCUAUUCCAACUUAUGUCCUUAGCUCGGAGCUGGAGAUGUUAAGGACAGAAUUGGAUAGUCAAGGCAUGGAAGUUGGUGUUUUGGAUAAGUGGUAUAAGAAAGAUAGUAACGCCGUGCCGCCUACAAGUAUAUUACAACCGAUCUCGUCCAUCCUUAAAAAUUUUAAUAACAAAAGAAUACCUAAGCUACAACAAGAAGAUCAAGCAAUCUGGUGGGACACUAUGUGCAAAAUGCAGAAAUUGUUUAGAAAAGGCGCGCAAUCCUUGUUUAAUUCCGGGAAAUUCGAUAAGGAUACGAUGCAUAAUUAUUUCAUGUCCGUGACCGAGAGAGAAGUAAUCAACGGCGUACUCAACGUUAAAAACACGAAAAACCAUUGUCUGGCGUAUGUGCGAUACAUAAAUAACAUCAAUCUUCAAAACUUGAGAAAGGCCAGUCUGUUUAUAGAUAUAGCUAAUAGAAGCUUGGACAAUGAAGCAUCCAAGUUAUUGGCUGAUCUCAGAGACGAGAGAUUACCGAAUAAGAUUGAGAGUACGAAUUUGCAGAGGUACACAGUGGAGUGGGUUGGAAGAGAAGGCUUGGAUCCUGAAGCACACGGCGAAUACCUUCAGCACUUCAUAACUCACUUCUACAGAAAUAUAGUGAAGCUCGUGGAUCGUGCCAUGCGAAAGGAAGACAGUUCCGCACAGGGGCAAAUAAUAACCGAGAUUUUGCAACAUCUUCAUGCUUGUAAUAAUUCCGUAAAGGUAUUUUAUGGACGCGAGGAUACUUUAGAAAGCAUAAAAAGUCACAUGCUGGGGGACAGUGAUAAGCCACUAGUGUUGUACGGAGAAGGCGGAUGCGGCAAGACUUCUCUAUUGGCGAAAAGUGCGGGUUUGACGAGUACCGUCUGGCUUACCGGUAGAAAACCGAUGAGCGUAAUUCGAUAUCUCGGCACUACUCCCGACAGUAGUGCGCUUACGCCCACAUUAAUCUCAAUCUGUCAACAAAUUUCCUACAACUAUGGACUGUCAUUUGAAGAAAUCCCUGACGACCUGGUGCCGCUCACGGCUUACUUUAAGUAUUUGUUGACAUUAGCUACCACCGAACAGCCCAUUUUGCUGUUUCUGGACAGCGUCGAUCAAUUGACAGCUGUGCAGGGUAAUAAGCUCUCGUGGUUGCCUACGAGGCUUCCACAAAACUGCAAGAUGGUUUUAUCGUGCGCGGCAGAGGAAUCAAAUCCAGUGAUUUCAAGAGAAUAUCACUUAUUGCGCAGAAUGAUAGAUACUGAAGAAAAUUUCAUCGAAGUAACUGCUUUGGGCGAAGAUCUGGCUAUGGACGUAAUAAAAAUGUGGAUGAAAACAGCUAGAAGGGAUCUAAAUAAUUACCAAUGGCGUCUAGUGGCGAAUGCUAUAUCGAAGUGUUCCCUGCCGAUCUUCGUGAAGCUCGUGUUUGCCGAGAUUUGUAGGUGGCGGAGCUACACAAAACCAGCGGACACACAUUUGGCUAGCACAGUGAUGGACAGCAUAAUGAUGCUUUUUGAGAGGAUCGAGAAGCAACACGGCAAGAUUCUGGUCUUCCACGCGCUUGCCUACAUCACAGCCGCCAAGUCGGGCUUAUCGGAGUCCGAGCUCGAGGAUCUGAUCUCCUUGGACGAUAAAGUCCUAGAUGACGUUUAUCAGUACCACUUGCCGCCGGUUAGACGCAUCCCACCGUUGCUCUGGACUAGAAUCAGAAAUGAUUUGCCUAAUUAUCUGAGCGAGAGAGAGGCAGACGGUGUAAGCGUUAUGAAUUGGUAUCACAGGCAAUUCCGAGACACGGCUAAAGAACGAUAUUUCAAAAACAUGAACAUGGCGUUGUACUUUCAUUCGAUGAUCGCAGACUAUUAUUUGGGAAUCUGGGGCGGUGGCAAACCGAAGCCUUUCAAGUACACCGAGAUACAGAGACAUCGAUUCAAUUUGACAGACAAGGAAGGCGUAGCGGAUAGAAAAGUGCCGGAGCAACCAUUGGCGUUUUAUUCAAAAGAAGGGACUAUCUCAAGAUACAACUUACGUAAAUUCGGCGAAUUGCCGUUUCAUCUGAUAAGAGCACGACGGUUUAAGGAUCUUUUCGAAAACGUUUUAUUCAACUACGAAUGGCUACACGCAAAGUUAAGCUCUUGCCCUUUGCAAGCUGUGCUUUCUGACUUUGAAGACGCGUGUAAUUUUAUCGAUAAUCAAAGUUUAGUGAGAGAACUCAUGUUAGUCGCUGAUGCUCUAAGAUUAGGUGGCGCAAUUCUGGGAAAUCAUCCGGACAUGCUUGCUCCCCAAUUGAUCGGUCGAUUGUUGCCGGAAAUCGGCGCAAAUGUUAACGUGAGAAUGCUGCUCCGAGCAUGCGAUCAAGACGGCGUCAAGAAUUGCGCUUUACUCCCUCUCUAUCAUUGUCUGCAUACACCUGGUGGACCAUUGAAAUAUUCGUUGGAAGGCCAUCAGUUUGCGGUGUUCGGAUUUUGCUUAACAUCGGAUUAUCGUUACGUGGUGUCGAUAUCCAAUAAAUUCAUCACCUGGGAUCUGAGUACCAGCGAUAUGACGAGAGACGUCAAUCCCGGCGUGGAAGGUAUAAUGCAACAAUUGGUCUUAAGCCCUGAUAACAGAUACGCUGCGGCUUUUACAACCAGCUAUAAGACUGUCGUUUUGAAUACUUUAACGGGCGAGUUUGUCAUCAUCGGCAAUCCUUUGCCAAACGAGGAUGCAGUUUACGGCGUGCACUUGAUGAAUCAAUACGCUUUUAUCUACGGGAAGCUAGGUUGGUGCAGGUUCGACCUGCGAGGAAACUUGCUGGACACUCACAGCAACCCUGAAGAUUCUAACAAAUGGCCGAUUCUUUACGUGGAGUAUACAAAUUUGGAUAACUACAGAAUAGUAUUCUGGUCGGGAAGCAUCGAUGAUUCGCGUAUGCUCUUGCAUACGUACAAGAAGAAAAUAACGCUGGAUCCAAUUCAGUUUCACAGUGCAAUGGUUAUGACGAAGGAUAAAGGUACUUUGUACGCGUGUACGAACAAGAACGAUUACAGAGUCGUGAAGUACACGAGUGACGAGACUUCGCCCUGUUGGGAAAAGAUUUCCGAUAUGCCACUGGCGUACAACGACGACGUCGAAUAUCUGUUACAGUUGAAGCUGGACAGGGAAGAAGAAAUGCUGUUGGCGACGACUGGAAACGGCUUUAUCGUGUGGUUCUUGGAGAACAAAAGCAACGCGCAUGUACUGAUGCUGCCGAACGGGGUGAGGAACAUUAGUACGCGAAUGACGUGCUCGAACUCUGUCAUGGUCAGCGGCACCAAGAAUUACGCUGUUGCUGGUGUAAGAAAAAAUCUAUACGUUUGGUCGCUCGAGAAUUCUGAAUUGGUAAAAAUACUGGACGCGCACUUUGCAAGAAUCAUUCAACUGGAGGCACUGACGAUCGGAAACUGGAACAGCGUUGUGACGUCGAGUAUCGACAGAAGUGUCAAAGUGUGGAAUAUCAACAAUAUUUUCGAGCAGGUUCACGUAAUCGACAGACAUGAAUUGCAGAUAGAUAUGAUAAGUUUAGCUGAGGAGGGUAACUUAGCCGUUACAGUCACCAGAGAUUGCGUAGGUGUUUGGGACUUGCUGACGGGCAAAUUAAUAGCCAAGCUAGCCGACAGUCCGUUAGGGGCGAUUGUCACACAUGCUUGCAUCACGCAGAAUAGCAAAUAUAUCGUAUCAAUAGAAUCUGGCAACGUUCUUGUGUGGAAUAGAAUAACGGAACAAGUUUUGUUCAAAGAGGAGCAACCAAAUGUUAAACAGUUAACACUGAUUGAGAACUCGACGAAGUUUAUGGCCGUUUCAAGGCCGAAUAACCCUGCGGGAGUGGAAAGUGUGCGAACAACAGCGACUCUUGUUAUGAGAACCAUUCCUGAUGGUAAAAUGAUAUUCUCUUUGGAAUAUCCUGUGAGAAGUAAUACUGGUACACCCUUCCGACAAGUUGUGAUAACAUCAGACGAUGCUUUUCUGGCGGUGCCAGCAGCAGAUAAAGGCAACAGAGAUUGCGUUAUAAUUUAUAGCGCGAAAACAGGAGCAUUGAUUAGUAAAAUACCAAUAAAAUUGCCUGGAUUUAAGGAUAUCAUAUGUAUCACUCCUAUGCCUAACAAAGCGCAAUGGGUAGGAAUCAUUGGUUCCGAUAAAGGCACAAUUCUUGACAUUAACAAGAAAAAGAUUAUACGUACGAUCCCAAAAUGGAGUGGAAACGUUAGCAAGGAUGGCAAAUAUACUCUAUAUGCUCCUAGCAGGGGUGGUCUUGAACUCAUAGAAUUAAAGAAAGGCACAACUGUGAAAACUUAUAUACCAAAAGUAGCUGAAGGAGUGUUUACUGUUAUAUCGAUGUUUAAUCGUACAGAUGAGUAUGUGCUUUAUUAUCACAGUGGUCGGAAAACUAUUAGAGUCUUCCGAUCUUCAGAUUGUGAAAAGAUAGCAAACUACAGAGUACAGGCUGAAUUAAGUGCUAUCGAUAGUACACAUGACGGCAGAAGUAUUGUUUUGGGAACUGUUGAUGGUUGUGUGUCUGUAUUGGCAAUAGCUGAUCCUAAAAAACCUGAGAUGACGGAAUAUCUUGCAAAUGUCCCGUCUCGUGAUGAAGAGUGGAAGAAGAAAACCGAGAAACAUCGGGCUGCGAUAAAAUUCAAAGCUGCUGCCCGGAUCGCCCGUGUAACUCAUGAUUUAUCAGCGAGCGUUAAAUCAACGAGCGAUAUUUCGGAAACAAUCGAGUAAACUUACGAAAAUAUGGAGUGAUCUACACAAUAGUCUCCAAUCGCUAUGCGAUGUACUCUGUAGUUUUAUUUAGCACUGAUUGUAAAAGCAAAAACUUUACAAGUUUGUCAUUAUUACGACAAAUCUCUUAUUUUAGCCGAUUAAUGAAUAAAAGAAAGGCGAACGUAGAAGAUAAACCACAGGU